This is a messenger RNA of Trichoderma reesei QM6a, 1290 nucleotides long. RefSeq lists its product as uncharacterized. The record is from RefSeq and is a predicted model, not a curated record. Lineage: Eukaryota; Fungi; Ascomycota; Sordariomycetes; Hypocreales; Hypocreaceae. The transcript has 5 exons. The annotation marks the transcript as partial.
GCGACCCCCGUGUUCACUCAGGCCGUUCUCGAAUACGGCACUAACCUCAAGGCAAAUGGCAAGGAAGAAAGCAUUGCCCAGUAUGGCCUUCUCGCCGGUAUCCUCGAAAGCAGCAACGCCCUGAAGAACCCUUCCGAAACCCACGAGAAGGACAUCCGUCUCUUCUUCAACACGACUGCUCCCUCCAGCGUCUUCAUAUGCGGUAGUCAGGGGUCUGGCAAGAGCCAUUCCCUGAGCUGUCUUCUCGAAAACUUCCUCACCCAGUCAAAGGCCAACGUGCUGCCUCGUCCGCUGACAGGCAUCGUCUUCCACUACGAUCCGUUCGGUGGCUCGCCUUGCGAGGCGGCCUAUCUGUCGUCGGCCAAGGACAUCUCUGCAAUAUACUCUCACUUGCCGCAAGUUGUGGUGGAGGAGCUCCGUAUCAACCAGUCGGACCUCGACACGCGCAAGAUGAUGGAGCUCAUGGCCGUCAGCUCCGUGCAGGGCAGCAUCCCGCUGUAUCUCCACGUCGUCCAGCGCAUUCUCAAGGACCUGCGCAUUGAGGAGCAGUUGAACGGCACAACGUUCAACUACAGAGAGUUCAAGAGUCGCCUGACGAUUGACGCAGCUCUGGCCCCUGGUCAACUCGGCCCUCUUCAGCAGCGUCUCGACAACCUCGAGAGCUUCAUGGUACGGGAGCAACCUUCACACACACACACUCUUGAUCAAUACAACAGGCUAACAAGAUAUAUAUUGCAGCCUGGCCAACUCACCAUUGUGGACCUCUCGUGUCCCUGCGUCACCGAAGAGACGGCCUGCUCGCUCUUCAACAUCUGUCUCGACCUCUUCCUGCAACACCGAGCAGACGCCGGCCUUGUCAUUGCCCUCGACGAGGCCCACAAGUACAUGACGGACACUGUCGAGAGCGCCGUCCUCACGGCAAAGCUCUUUGAGAACAUUCGCGUCCAGCGCCACUUGGGCAUUCGAGUCAUCAUCUCGACGCAAGAGCCGACAAUCUCGCCAAAGCUGCUCGACCUGUGCUCGACCACAAUCGUCCACCGCUUCACUUCGCCGGACUGGAUGCAGGCUUUGAAGAAGCAUCUAGCCGGCGCCUCCAUCCUCACAACAGAGCUCUUCACCAAGAUUGUCGCUCUGCGACGUGGCGAGGCUCUGCUUUUCUGCCCCUCGGCCAUCAUUGACGUGCGUCGAAGCGUGACCAAACACCCGCAGCUCGUCAAGUUGUCUCAUGGACACCUAAAGAUUCGGGUGCGUGAGAGGGUCACGCGUGAUGGUGGACGCAGUGUUGUAGCU